UAAGCUGGUAACUGAUGAAUGAAUGAUACAGGAAUGAAGUAUGUGUUGACGGACCAUCUGUUGGUACCUUUUCUAGGCCAGUGACUUCACUGACAUCACCAACUGGCCCACUCCUGGAGAGCUGUGCCAACAAACCACACCUAAGGAGAAAGUGGAGAAAGACAAGGAGGUGGCAACUGCUAUGAAGUCUCCUGUAUCAAAGAAGCCAGAGAAGGACAACACCAGUGACGACUCACUGAAGGAGAACAAACACAACGGCACCGCAGACGACAAUCCUGACAUCAGGACGCCGCCAAAACGGAAAGGAAACAAACAGAAGUGGACCCCCCUGCCGCUGGAGGAGCCCAAGAAUGAGUCUAGGAUAUCCAAAGCCCGCCGAGCCCGCGAGCGAGAGAAGGAGAGAGACGACAGCGAGUCUGGGCGCAGCCGAGAGCGACCGUCACGGGGAGGGCGGGAUCGCAAAAAGGACAAGGACGGCGGGCGAAGGGACAUCAGUCCUGACAGAG
Messenger RNA from Branchiostoma belcheri (Belcher's lancelet), 506 nucleotides. Its product is annotated as probable ATP-dependent RNA helicase DDX23. Lineage: Eukaryota; Metazoa; Chordata; Leptocardii; Amphioxiformes; Branchiostomatidae. The annotation marks the transcript as partial. The record is from RefSeq and is a predicted model, not a curated record. The transcript has 3 exons.